UUCUUAUCCACUAUAUAUAUUAUAUGCAAAGCUCAUAUUUGAAAUGACAGGAGCGACGACGAAGCCUGGACAAUCCAGUCUUCCAACGCCCAACUCAACCAAAGCCUUUUGGCACAGCCAACCCUCGAAAAUCCUCCUCGGUCAUAGGACAACACCCACUAUACCUGCAGAAGCAGACAUAGUGAUCAUCGGGAGUGGGAUAUCGGGAGCGAGCGCUGCUCACUUCCUAUCUCAAAAUGAAGAAAGCAAGAAGUUGUCUGUAGUAAUGCUUGAAGCAAGAGAAGCAUGCUGGGGAGCAACAGGUCGCAAUGGAGGUCAUUGCCAACCCGGAAUCUACGACCGAUCUCCGGAACUCUCAUCAUUCGAGAUGCGAAACUACCUCGCACUGAAAGACCUCAUCACCAAAAACAACAUCGCAUGCGACUGGAGAGAUCUCUCCGUCGUGCACGGCUACAUGCAAAAAUCCAUCUUCGAAGAAGCACUCGCCGAAUAUCAAUCUCACCAAAGAGCGGAUCCAGAGAUCGCCAAACUUGUCACUGUCGUGACGAAAGAUUCUUCAAAUCCUUCACUGCAAGAUCUCCGUGUCUCGAAUGCAUAUGGAGCUAUUGUACAAAAACACGCCUCAAGCGUGUGGCCGUACAAACUCGUGUGUUGGAUGUUAGAGAAUCUACUUUCGUUGAACAACCCUGUUAAACCGGCGUUUAAUCUACAGACUAAAACACCAGCAACCCAUCUUCAAAAAGCAGAAGACGGGUCUUGGAUCGUGCAUACACCGCGCGGUAUGAUCUCCGCCAAACAGGUCUUGCUCGCUACUAAUGCAUAUACAUCCUACCUCCUCCCUUCGUUCAGCGAUAUCAUCGUCCCCGUUAGAGGUGAGAUGAGUAGUCUGGUUCCACCUAAGGCAAUGUGGCCUGGGAAUGAGAAUGCGCCGUUGGAGUACUCGUACGGUUUCAUGGGGAACGGAGACCAGAACGGACAUCGAGACGACUAUCUAGUCCAACGCCCAUACAGCCCUUCUGGUGGAAACGGCGAGCUCAUGUUCGGAGGCGGACGGUCGUAUGCUAAGAAUGCCGGGCUAGGUGUUUCUGAUGACUCGGAUAUCGAUCCUCCAGCCGCUGAGUAUCUGAAGAGGGAAAUCAGCUUGGUGCUCGAUUUACGGAAUGAAGGCAAGCCUUUGGAGGCUACGUAUGAGUGGAGUGGGAUUAUGGGAUUUAGCAGGGAUGAUAGGCCGUGGGUUGGGGAAGUAAGUGAGGAGCUUGGACUUGGGGGAGAUAAGGGGUUGUGGAUCUGUGCGGCGUAUACGGGGCAUGGAAUGCCGAAUGCCUUUUUGUCUGCAAAGGCUGUGGUUGAGUUGAUGAUGGGGAGAAAGGAUGAUCAGGUUGACUUACCGUCUGUGCAUAGGAUCAGUAAAGAGAGGGUGGAGAAGGCAAAAAUGUUGGAGGAUGUCCAGGUCGCUGAUUGGAAGGGAAUACCCCUGUGAUAUUGAGUAAUGCAUGGCGAUGAUGUUGGAUGUGUACAGUGUAUUUUGGAUCUUUGGAUAAAGAUCUUGGAUAUAGAGACAGAAUCUAAAUAUUCUCUAC
Molecule: messenger RNA, 1580 nt
Organism: Mollisia scopiformis
Lineage: Eukaryota; Fungi; Ascomycota; Leotiomycetes; Helotiales; Mollisiaceae
Product: FAD dependent oxidoreductase
Exons: 2
Coding region: 44-1480 (478 amino acids)
Cellular component (GO): cytoplasm
Molecular function (GO): oxidoreductase activity
Source: RefSeq, a predicted model, not a curated record